AUGCACUCGAAGGCCAGGUGGAAAGAGGCAACUUUACCGUAUGAGCUAUCUACUGAGGUACCUUUUUAUACUUAUGUUGAACGUACGGAUAAAUAUAAUAUUCACAACUGGUGGGAGUGGGAAAAUGGGACCAUCUGUAUCAUUGAAUUACCUACAAAAUUUCAUGAACGUUGUAUUCGUGCUGUAAGUAAUGAAGUUGCUAUAGCAACUAGAAAUAUGAGGAGCACUAACGUUAGCAUUCUUAAUGAUGGAUCUACAACAACAAAAACUCCUAGAACAGGCAAAAAAGCUGACGACUCAUGGAUACCAGUAGCAAAACCUCGAUUGAUUAGGGGCAGAUGUGACAGAAGUGAUACUCAGCCUUGGCCGAAUCUAAUAAUCGAAGUUGCGUACACACAAUCUGAAGCAGACGUCAGAACAAAAGCCGAAACUUACUGGCUUCAAGCCGGUAAAGCUCAUGAUGUUAUUACAAUUAAAAUAGAUGAACCCAUUGCACUAGCUACAGUUCCUUCAGUGAUGAUGGCUUGGUAUUAUUGUAUAAAUAAUCGAACCGUUACCAGUGCAUUUAAUCCCAUGAUAUAUGAAUUUGGAACUAUUAAUCGUAAUGGAGCUCAGAUCCAACUGCAACCUGGGCAAUGCGUUAUCAAUAUUCAAUUGCUUGCCUCACAGGCCUUAGUUUCCUUCUGUCUCUGCUUGGCGGGUCUUAGAUCUAUCGCAGUGAUCGACAAAUCAGGUCAAAUUUAUCGAUCCUUUUCGAACAUUUUAUCUAUUGAUUUAAUAUAUGCAAACACUUCACUUAAUCCACCCGUUAAGCCAGAAUGUUUAAAAAGAAAUCACGAACCUCCGUUCUUAACAGAGAUAGAUAAAGAUUCUAUCCAAUUGCAUAUGAAUCAACCAGUUUUGUAUUUUAACCCUGAACCCUUUCAAGAUUCAGAACCUUUAUUAGAAGAUUGUAAUGCUAUUUAUGAUAAAUUGAUAGAAACAACAACUAAAGCCCUCGUUCUUCUUCAAGAACAAAAAAAUAGCCAGUAG
Funneliformis geosporum is the source of this 1032-nucleotide messenger RNA. NCBI's taxonomy places the organism in Eukaryota, Fungi, Glomeromycota, Glomeromycetes, Glomerales, Glomeraceae. The record is from the annotation of a GenBank genome assembly.